Molecule: messenger RNA, 930 nt
Organism: Sebastes umbrosus (honeycomb rockfish)
Lineage: Eukaryota; Metazoa; Chordata; Actinopteri; Perciformes; Sebastidae
Product: trace amine-associated receptor 1-like
Exons: 2
Coding region: 1-930 (309 amino acids)
Biological process (GO): G protein-coupled receptor signaling pathway
Cellular component (GO): membrane
Molecular function (GO): trace-amine receptor activity
Source: RefSeq, a predicted model, not a curated record
AUGGAACCAGGAGUCACUUUCAACAGGACUAACGUUGUGACUCCCAUACACCCCUGCUACGAAAUAGAUAACUUCAAUUUCAUACUGACAAAGACCCCUUCCAUUAUAUGUGUAUUGUUGUAUAUUUUCCUAAUGCUAUUGUCUGUUAUCACAAUAUGUGGAAACCUUCUUGUCAUAAUCUCCGUCUUUUAUUUCCAACAGCUCCACACUCCUACUAACUAUCUCAUUCUCUCUCUGGCUGUGGCGGACCUGCUUGUCGGGAUCAUUGUCUUUCCUUUCAGCAUGGCAUUCUCUCUAAGCUCAUGUCUUUAUCACGAGGGUUUAUUUUACAGAUAUCACGCCGUGUGUCAGCCUCUGACCUAUAGAACUAAAAUAAACCACCGGGUUAUUGUGGUCAUGAUCCUGGUGAGCUGGGGGGUUUCCGCUCUAAUUGGAAUUAGCAUCAUAAUUGCUGGAUUAAACAAUGAAAAAUGUAAGGAGAUGUGUUUAAUUGAUGUUCUCAUAGAAAACACCAUUGGACCUAUUUUAUCAUUUUAUCUCCCAGUGAUCAUAAUGCUCUGUAUCUACCUAAAGAUUUUGAUGGUAGCACAGAGACAGGCACGCAGCAUCCAGAACACAAUCUGUCAGAGCACAAAGUCGGGAGCAACUGCCAGUAAGAUGGAGAGAAAGGCCACCAAAACUCUGGCUAUCGUUUUAGGAGUUUUUCUUUUAUUCUGGACUCCUUUCUUUCUUUGGGUCACCUUUCUGCCUUUUAGUAAUGACUCAGUACCAGUUCCUGUGAUUGAAACACUUAACUGGCUCGCACUGUCAAAUUCAAUGUUCAAUCCAUUUAUUUAUGCUUUCUUUUACAGCUGGUUCAGAUCAGCUUUCAGAAUGAUCAUUUCUGGAAAAAUAUUUCAAGGUGAUUAUACUACUUCAAAACUGUCUUGA